CAUAUGCCAAAAACCUUCGUCGUUUGCUUUUUUAAAGCUUUUUUUGCGAAAUCGUUUUAUGUGCGUGCGUGUUGCCAUUGUUGACUCCGACUUUCGUAUCGGGUGUUAUCAACAAAUGACUGCUUUUACAUUUACAUUUAUUCCCCAAAUUGGGUCAUUUAAUUAAACAUAAUAGCCUUUUUAAAAUUAAAAGCUUACAAAGCAACAUCUGUUUUGGCUGGGUGGUCUUGCACAUUGGCUAUAAAUAAAAGUGGUCAUAACUUUGUGCAACUUUGUAAUCCGAAAUCAAAUAGAAACUAGACACUGGUUGAACAAAAAACUUUUAUAUAAAAUCGAUUUUCUCUUAUUAUAUUCGAAUGUAUGUUGCCUACACCUGCGUACCUUUGCUUGUAUUGCGCAUACACAUUCUCACUGCGGGGGUAUUAUUUCUAUACCUGGCGUUCGUCCCUCUCCCACUCGAAUGCUGCAGUAUUGCUGUCCUUUUCUGGGCUGCGGCGUCCCUUACACUUUUUGUGGAUCCCUUCACCCUUAUUACGUCUUGCGUAUGCAUUCCAUGUAGUGGUGUUAGUGUGCUGUAAGCAUGGGAACAGGGUGGGAUUAUUUUCAACUUUGUUAAGUAGUCGUGAGACGUAGGCUGAACGGAACGGAUCAUUGCCUCAAGAAAGAAUGUGACAUUUGAGUUUUGGAGGGAAGCGACAUAACCUAAAAAUGUGCAGUUUCAAGGUUAAUAGUUAAAUUGUUUUAGUGAAGUUGUGAAGUGUUAAAAUGGAGUGCAUUGGAUUUAUUUUCUUCGCUAUUAUUUCAGGAUAGACUUCGUGAUGUUAUACUCGUAUAGACCACCCGGCUACGAGAGUGAAACCAGCGAGUACUCAGAAGACUCGACCGUCGGCGAUGAUGUGCCGACUGCAACCAAAGGCUCUGGGUCGCGGAAGAAUAUCAACAGGGGAAGAUGGACGAAGGAGGAGGACAAGAACCUCAAGACGUACGUGCGAAUGUACAACGAGAACUGGGACGUCAUAGCGUCCCAGUUCCCGGACCGCUCUGACGUGCAGUGCCAGCAGCGGUGGACCAAAGUCGUCAACCCUGAACUAGUCAAGGGCCCGUGGACCAAGGAGGAAGACGAAAAAGUAGUGGAGCUUGUCGCUAAAUAUGGACCUAAGAAAUGGACGCUCAUUGCGCGGCAUUUGAAAGGAAGAAUAGGAAAACAGUGCAGAGAACGAUGGCACAACCACCUAAACCCGUCAAUAAAGAAGACAGCGUGGACAGAGCACGAGGACCGAGUGAUCUACCAGGCGCACAAGCAGUUGGGGAACCAGUGGGCCAAGAUAGCCAAACUGCUGCCGGGCAGAACGGACAACGCAAUAAAGAACCACUGGAACUCGACAAUGCGUCGAAAGUACGAACCGGAUAUCCUCGACAGUCUAGAAACAAUACGCAGAAGCAAGCCCGGUCGAGCGAAACUAGACGCAGUGAGAUACGCCGAGUGCGCUCCGAAGGUGCACGUCGCUUAUAACGAUGAAUGGACAACAGACCCGUUCAACGAGUCCACUCAAAGCACCUCAUCCACUACCAGCCAGCCUUCCAAACAACACAUGCACUUCAGACAAGUGCUGAAGGAACAAAUGAACAGCCGGUCGUUUGAACGAGCCAAAUCCCCGGAUAGAGGCGGGUUGUUGAAUGCUGAUACCGUGGAGAUCUGCGAGUCGCCUUACAAAUUCGUAGACAUAGAAAGUUUACCAUCUGGCUCACCUUUGAAGAAUUAUCUAGCUCAAGUUAAUAAUUCUAUGGCAACGACCAGCAAUCAAAAUAAUGCUCAACAACAACAACAACAACAGCACCAACAGUUCUCCCUACAGCAACACGACUACGCGUCUCCCAGAAGCAACAAGUCGCUCACUAACAGCCCGCCGCCGAUAUUGCGCCGAAGAGUGAAGCGGAACAACCCGCUCACUAACCACCUCGGCUGGUCAGAGACAAUAACUAAAGCUCUAGAAUGUUCGUCGCUCGGCGUGACUCCCAUCAAGGCACUUCCGUUCAGUCCCUCGCAGUUCCUGAACUCACCCCCAGCAGGCGAGCGGGGGGCGCCCCACCGGAGACAUGCGCAGGAGCUAGGCGUGAGUCCGCUACUCAGCACGCCGACUCCCGCCGUCCCGUCGGCGAGCCACCAGAGCCCCAACAUCACUCCCAUCAACAGGACCAACUUGAGGACUUAUACACCUAAAACCCCAACACCGUUCAAGAUAGCCCUAGCGGAACUAGAAAAGAAAUCGGGCCUGAAAUACCAGCCUUCCAGCCCGGGCAACCUGGUCGAAGACAUCAACGAGAUGUUCAAGCGGGAAGAAAGUUCCGAGCUGAAUGAUUCUAUAUUGUCACAGAAUGCCGCUUCUUUUGCCGCUGUACAGGCAAACGACUCAGGCAUAGGCAGUCUGAAACGCCGAGGCUCAACCUCUUCACUACAAGGCAAGGAGAACGUACCGAGCCAACACAAGAAAGCACGCAAAGCUUUGGCCAACAGUUGGGCCAACGUCACGACCAGCACGCCACACUCACACUCGCAUGGGGCUACGGUUGUUCCGGAUAACUCUUUUGCUGUUGAAACGCCGAGCAAAUCCCUAGCCGGCGACAGUUCAGUGAUGUUCUCCCCUCCCUCCAUCGUGAAACAAUCGCUUCUAGAAGAGUCCACGAGCCUCCACAGCUCCGACACCACUCCCGAGCCGACUAAACUCGAGAAACUAGAAGAUUUCGACAUCGAAACCGCCAUUACUGAAACAACUAAGGUACAACACAGCUCCUAUCUUCCCACUAAUUCCCUAACCGAUCCCAACAUCUACUACCAAGAAAUAUACGACACCCAAAUUGAACUUCCGCAAAAUCCGAGCGUUUUUAGGAAUAUUACUAAUCUAGAAUCGCCUAGAAGCUUCGCUAGGCUUAACGCGGAUCGCAUGAGGACUAUAACUUCCAAUGAUAUCACGUGUGAUAACGGCACGUCAUUGGCUCCUAAAGCGGUAUUGGCUAACGCGCUUGCUGAUCAUAUUUACAAAGUGACCAAUCAGAAGCCGUCUACGUCGCGUAUAGACGAGAUACUGACCAAUAAGAUAAUGACGACGAACGUGAAAACGGAUUAUAAUCAGAAAGAGAACCAAUGGGUGUGGCAGCACACGGAAUAUAAAGAUUCAGGUCAAGAUGAUAUUUAUCCGAACGAUUAUUAUAAUAUGUUCACUAACUUAUGAGUUUAUGAAUUCAAGUUCUGUAAAUAACAAGAUAAAAUAUGAUGGUGGGGUUUUUAACUCCGUGUGUCUUAAAAAUACUUGUUACUUGGUAAAAUGAAAUGCAAUAAAAUCUUCGUUUUUAAAAGAAAAGUAUUAAAAUAAAUGAGAUCAGCGUUCGUUGUAAAAUAUUAUGUUAGUUAGCCACUUUGUUCCAUCUAAUAUUCGAUAAAUCAUCAUAAAAGGAAUACAGAAAUUCCAAGUAGGUACGUAUUGUAAUGAUUUAAAAUUUUGAAAAAUUAUUGAAAAUCAUAAAAACUUAUAUGGAACAUAGUGAAUUUUCGUUGUUUUAAAAAAAGUUUUAAUAAUAAUGUUUUUUGUACUCUUUACUUAAUUUUAAUGCGCACCAAAUUAAAUGUAGGAAUAAACGAGAUUAGGAAGUAAGCUACCAAAGAUGAAAUUUUCAUCAAAUGAAUGUGAAUUUUUUAACUAAUAUAUUCUUAAAAAUAGAUUUUAAAAGUAACUUUAAGUUUUUAAAAUAUACCUCAAGUUUACCGUGCACCAAAAUCUUUUUAGUCUUAACUAUUUUUUAGAAUAAAAGUACAACUUUGAUGUCGUUUUAGGUAUUCAAGUAUUAAGUAGGUUUAGAGAUCGGACAAAUCAAAAGCGUCUUAGUAAUUGGGUGUAAACUUUUCAGUAUUUGAAAGUAAAAAAAUAUGAUUAAACGUUUUAAAAAAAUACUUAAUUAAUCCUUAGGAUCCCCAUCCUAUCCCUUGUAUUUAUUUAUUUAGAUACUCUAAUAGUAACUAUUUGCUUUGUAAUUUGCCUUCUAAAAUAUUAACAACUUACAUUUACGAUAUUCGAAAAAUUGUGUUCUUUUACAUUUUUCACGCGUUGGUUGUGUCAAAAUAACGUAGCUAUUUAUUUCUUAACUUUUUUUGUUGUUAAACUUGUAACAAUUUUAAAUACUAAAAUCGGCAGCAUUACUUAAUUGGUACCUUGAUUGAAAUAAAUAAAUGACAUUUAUCUUUUACCUUUCUCUCCUGGCUGAACCCCAAAAUAUGUUUGAUAACUUCACUUUGUUAUAGCAGAUAAUUAGCUAUAGUAAAGUUGUCUUUAUUUCAUGAGAUUAAGAUAAUCUAUUUCAUAUUUUGGUACUUAGGCCUAUCCCUUCCCAUACCCUAAAUCCCUUCACAAUAUUGACAGACUGUGUUGAAUCUAAUUUUCUUAUUCUAGUGAUGACUAUUUAUUUUUUGUUAAAGCAAUUGUUUUUUUGUUACUUAUUUAUGUUUUUAAAUUGUUUUAAUAUUUAUUCUGUAGCGCUUAGAAUGCUUAAAAUUCUUGUAUUUUUUUGGCAUUUGUAUUUUUUUAUAGUUUAGUUUAGCUGUCAAUAUUGUUUGUAAUCCAUUUCCGCACCUAAAGAUCCGAUGUCAUUCUUUUAUUUCAAUAAAUGUAUUUUUUUCUCUGA
Messenger RNA from Plutella xylostella (diamondback moth), 4674 nucleotides. NCBI's taxonomy places the organism in Eukaryota, Metazoa, Arthropoda, Insecta, Lepidoptera, Plutellidae. The record is from RefSeq and is a predicted model, not a curated record.